Molecule: messenger RNA, 1298 nt
Organism: Hordeum vulgare subsp. vulgare (domesticated barley)
Lineage: Eukaryota; Viridiplantae; Streptophyta; Magnoliopsida; Poales; Poaceae
Product: MADS-box transcription factor 51-like
Exons: 6
Coding region: 177-836 (219 amino acids)
Biological process (GO): positive regulation of transcription by RNA polymerase II
Molecular function (GO): DNA-binding transcription factor activity, RNA polymerase II-specific; protein dimerization activity; RNA polymerase II cis-regulatory region sequence-specific DNA binding
Source: RefSeq, a predicted model, not a curated record
CAUGGAGCCCCUCCUCCUGCCCUCCACAACUUUCGCUUGAAUCUCUCUCAUUCUCUCCCCCUCCCAAGUUAAUUCUCCCCAUCUUUAUGACCAGCUGCCACCAGCCUCGUCCGCUCCUCGCUCGGUUUCGUUUUGCUGCUGGGUAGCUAGCUAGCUAGCUAGGGCCUUGGUUCCGAAUGGCGGAGGGUAUGGGGAGGAGUGGGAUGCAGCCGCAGCAGCAGGAGGAGGAGGAGGAGGAUGAGCAUUUGAAGACGGCGGCGGCGGUGGAGGAGGGCGGAGGGAAGAGGAAGAGGAAGCGGGGGAGGGUGGAGUUGCGGCGGAUAGAGGACAGGACGAGCCGGCAGGUUCGCUUCUCCAAGCGGCGGAGCGGGCUCUUCAAGAAGGCCUUCGAGCUCUCCGUGCUGUGCGACGUCGAGGUUGCGCUAGUUGUUUUCUCUCCCGCCGGCCGCCUCUACGAGUUCGUCUCCUCCGACACCAGCGUUGAGCAAAUCUUUGGUCGAUGCAGGGACAUUCCAAGCACGGUAAUAGAUCUCAAUAUAGAUGCACGAGAUUCCAGGGGUUAUGGCAAUAUACAGCUAGAUCUGAACGAGCAGUCAGCUCCGGAGUCAGUAUCUGCACUAAAUAACUUCGCUCAAAUGGCCCUGGAACUAGAUGUUAAACAGAUGAGCUUGGGUGAGCUAACCCGCUUCGAGGAACUUGUUACAGAAGCUUUGACAGUUGUUAAGAGCAUACGCAUUACUAAGGUGGCUGAGCUCACUCAAACUGAGGCGAGAUUAAAGAGAGAUCCACAGCAGAAAGGGAACAACUGGUCGGGCCAAGAGUCAGGAAAAGAGUGAGGCUGUGAGAACGUUCUGGAAAGGAGAGGCUAUAUACGCAGGUACAAUCUACAUCUGCAGUCAGACGUUCAGAACCUGCAGCCAAUGCUCAUACUUGCAACAGCCGACUCGGUUUAUUGCCUAAGAAGCCUCCUCAGGAAAGAAGCAGCGUGAGCUCUGCUAGUUUGCUAUGUAUUGCCUAAGAACACCGAGCUCAAGUAUCUUCCUGUAUCAGUUACGUCUUUCUUACGAAACAGCAGGGGCUCUGCUAUUUAUUGCCAUAAGAGCAGCUCAGGUAUCAUCAAUGUGUUGUCGCAUUGUGUCAAACACUUGUUUUGUUUUCGUCCAUGUACAUGCUUGUACUUGCAUUCGUUUGCCUGAGCUCGAGUUCAUAUGGUGUAAAUCCGGGCAGAAUGUUAAAAAAGAAUGAACUACUCCCUCUGUUUCUAAUUCUAAAUAUAAGUUCUUAUAAAGAUUUCAGUA